AUGUUCACCUCGAGUAUUAUCAGCGCGGGUCUUUCUGUCCUGUCCAAGUUAUCCGCCUACUUUCGAUGUUCCGCUGAUGAAGGCGGCCUUCUCCUGCAGCUUGCAGGGGGUCUUAUGGUCGCCUGUCCGAGGCCGGGGCAACUAGCCAACGUCACUGCGUGCCUGACCGGUCCCGGGUUGACUGUGCAUGGACGACUUGUCUGCCCGGACUGUCGGACCUAUUGUGAGGGUAUUCUCGUCCAGUUGGGUUGA
Protopolystoma xenopodis is the source of this 252-nucleotide messenger RNA. Lineage: Eukaryota; Metazoa; Platyhelminthes; Monogenea; Polystomatidea; Polystomatidae. The record is from the annotation of a GenBank genome assembly.